Molecule: messenger RNA, 1525 nt
Organism: Marmota monax (woodchuck)
Lineage: Eukaryota; Metazoa; Chordata; Mammalia; Rodentia; Sciuridae
Product: protocadherin Fat 1
Exons: 2
Coding region: 16-714 (232 amino acids)
Source: RefSeq, a predicted model, not a curated record
CUGUUUUAAUUAUCAAUGUUUUCUUUUCUUUCUACUCUGCCACCAAAAGAAUCUUUGGCUGCUCCUGACCUCAGCAAAUCAAGAGGGUACCACUGGGAUACAUCAGAUUGGAUGCCAAGUGUUCCUCUGCCAGAUAUACAAGAGUUCCCCAAUUAUGAGGUUAUUGAUGAGCAUACACCCCUGUACUCAGCAGAUCCAAAUGCCAUCGAUACAGACUAUUAUCCUGGAGGUUACGACAUUGAAAGUGAUUUUCCACCACCUCCGGAAGACUUCCCUGCACCUGAUGAACUACCACCAUUGCCUCCAGAGUUCAGCGAUCAGUUUGAAUCUAUACACUCACCUAGAGACAUGCCUGCUGCAGAUAGCUUGGGGUCUUCAUCCAGAAAUCGGCAGAGGUUCAACUUGAAUCAGUAUCUGCCCAAUUUCUAUCCUGUCGAUAUGUCUGAACCUCAAAAAAAAGGCACUGGUGAGAAUAGUACUUGUAGAGAACCCUAUGCCCCUUACCCUCCAGGGUAUCAAAGAAACUUUGACUCCUCCACUGUAGAAAACAUGCCCAUGUCUGUGUACGCUUCCACAGCUUCCUGCUCUGAUGUGUCAGCGUGCUGUGAAGUAGAGUCUGAGGUCAUGAUGAGUGACUAUGAGAGUGGAGACGACGGCCACUUUGAAGAGGUGACGAUUCCUCCACUGGAUUCUCAACAACACACGGAAGUCUGACACUCAAACUUCCCCCCAAAGUGCCUGACUUUAUCAAACCUAGAGAUUAUAUCAAUAAUCUGCAUUGUUCUUUGCAGCAGUGCUUAAGCGCUUUUUUCGGUGAGCUAGAAUGGGCAUGGCUGCACUGAAUCCUGCGCUUCCUGAUGUUAGCCAUUUCCCGUGUCCUAACCCACUGUAAUUGGACGAGAUUUCAUUGGCUGUGCCAUUUCUGAACAUCUUUUUUUGUAUUUACAUUUGUCUGUUAAAAUAAUGAAGCGAAAAUAAGUCCUACCAUCUUGUUAGCAUGGUUCAUGUAUUUAUAUAGAUUUGAUUAUUUUAAUUUUCCUUUCUCUUUUUUUGUAAAUUUUAUGUACAGAUUUGAUUUUUCAUAGUUUUAACUAGACUUUGGAGACACUCUGUGCAUUUGUUUUCAGCUGAAUUUUGGUGGUAUUAAGUGUCAUUACCUAGCACCCUGAUUCUUUACUAUAACCAGGGUUUCACUAUAUGUUCUUUUCCACUGAAGUGUGACAUUUCAUUAACACAUUUCAAUAUAGUCAUUUAUUUCUAGCUGUACAUACAGGAUGAGGGAAAAUAUGAUACAUGGACAUGUCUUAAAUGGGUUGCUGUAUUUUAGAAUUAUAAACAUUUUUCAUUAUGGAAAGUGUAAUGGGGACCUUCUGCAGACCUGUUUAGGACCAAAACCACCAUGACACAGUUUUUAUAGUGUCUGUAUAUUUGUGAUGCAAUGGUCUUGUAAAGGUUUUUACUGAAAACUACCAUUAGCCAGUCUUUCUUACUGACAAUAAAUUAUUAACAAAAUACUUUAGCUUUA